Messenger RNA from Aspergillus caelatus, 684 nucleotides. RefSeq lists its product as uncharacterized. Lineage: Eukaryota; Fungi; Ascomycota; Eurotiomycetes; Eurotiales; Aspergillaceae. The coding region runs from base 287 to 610 and encodes 107 amino acids. The record is from RefSeq and is a predicted model, not a curated record. The transcript has a single exon.
AUGCAACCAUCCAUCCACCUCUUGACACAUCAAAAAAUUUAGUAAACUUUCUUUUCUUUUCGUUUCUUAAUCUUCUCAUGGAGCACCCAAGACUUUCAUCUCUGAGGAGAUGGAACGCAAACACUUGCAACCAUGUCAGGAGGCGCCAAUACUAGCCAUGAAGCCAGCAGCUGCAUUCAUAGAGUAUCAUCACCCCGCUUGGGUGGAAUGUGACCAUGCAUACAUGCAUAUACACAUGUGGACAAUGUGCAGAUAGUACUAGUAGGGUGCAUCGUUGAACCGGGGCAUGAUCGACUACUUUCCCCAUCCUCCCUUCCCACCCUUACCUACCAAGGGAAUCAGUAUUACUAUACGGGCUAUAGUAUUAUUCACUACUUUGGAUUCCCUCCAAAACCCAAGUAGCCAAGCCGUUGUCAUAUCCACCAUGAUGGAUGAUCGCCAUGCUAGUCUCAUCCCUUCCUGUCCAUAUGGGACCUGGAAAUGUUCAAAUUAUGUGGCGUCACUCGGUGGGAUUGGCGCUUUACUGACUUUUGGCGUGGCCAUUGUUAGACAGGUGUUACAUCCCAAUGCUGUGCCCUUACUCAUGUCUUUGCGAAGUCUUGGAAGCUGAUUCUGAUUCAUUAACACAAUGUGUCAGAUAAUGGUCAAUGGAAGAACAAAUGCACCGUCAUCCGCUAGUCAGAC